CGGGAGGCGUUUGCUGCAGUGUCGCUCCUAAAUUGAAAGCAGCUGUAAGCAAACGCAUAGGGGCACAAUUUUAGUGGACAAGGAGUGGGGGAAAAAAGAGUAGUCUCAGCCUCUGUAGUCAAGUUGUCUUCUUUCUGAAAUAGUUUUUGUGCUGGGAUGGGUAACCCGGUGUCUUUGCAGUGACUUGAAAUAGUUUGGACUUACAUAAACAGGAAGAUGUGGAGUGGGCUGUUACCUCCAGGACUGAAUGAGAGUGAUGUUGAUCUAAGUUCUGAUGAUGGAGACGAAUCACCUGAUUCCUGUUCAAAGCAAGAUGCAAAAGAAGAUGCUGAAAGAGUUCAGGGGACUGGACAGGAAAGUAAUGCCAGCAGUGAACCUCUUUUAGCAGUGACAGAUGAAGAAAAUGAAUCUCAAACAUGCCCUCCUGGAGUUUCUGUAAAUAUCUGGAAUAAAUUUGUGGAGCUUCAGAAGAAACACCGUGAAAUGAAAAUGCAAGCGAAAGAGGAAAACAGGUGCCGAAAAAGAAAGCGCCGCCGAAAAGCAAAACAGAGAGAGACCGAUGAAGUGGCUAAGAGUAGUCAGCAGUUGGAAAAUGAAGACAAAUGGAAAGAACUUACACAAUACUUUGGAAUCAAUGAUAGAUUUGAAUCACCUGUGGACAGCAGGGCUCCACAAAAGUCUGGCCUUGAACUGAGCAUAGAGAAGUGUGUGGCUGAAGGUGACAUUGCCAAGGCUGAGGAGCUGAGUGACAGAUUAGCCAUUCGUGAGCUUGGUGUGAAAAUUGCCAAAGCUGCCGCUUGCCGCAACUUUGUAAAAGCCAAGCAAGAAGCAGAGGCUGCCCAAGAAGCUCAAAAGAAAAAGAAGCUUGCUUGGGGAUUUGAAGCCAAGAAAAGAUGGGAAACAAAAAGCAACAUGGGAUACAUGUAGUCCAUCCUGUUUUCCUCAGGAGUCAAAUACCUGUUGUAACUUGAAGAAUUUUUGUGGGCAACUUAUUAAAUCUAAACAUAAAACCCCCCAAAACACAACCCACCAAAUGCCAAGUAUUUAUUUUAAUGUUUUUAAACUGCACUGUCUUGUUUUGUCACUCUUAUAAAUAAUACAGCAAAAAUACUAUCUAAACAUCAAUACUGUGUUAAAUUUUCCUCCUAGAUAUGAAACCUAAAGAUAAUGCAUUUCAGGAUGAAUUUGGAGUCUGGUAGAGAAUGUUCUGAAGUUGAAAUAAAAUCCUCGGUCCAAAUGU
Molecule: messenger RNA, 1240 nt
Organism: Motacilla alba alba
Lineage: Eukaryota; Metazoa; Chordata; Aves; Passeriformes; Motacillidae
Gene: FAM204A
Product: family with sequence similarity 204 member A
Exons: 8
Coding region: 217-927 (236 amino acids)
Source: RefSeq, a predicted model, not a curated record